CGUUGACAGCGAAAAUGCGGGGAAAAAAUGACCACAAUGAAAAAUUUUUGACGCAAGAAGGGAAUGACCGAGGAGCGCGAUGGAAAAUUUUCCAUUCAUGGAUCGGAUUCCUUCGUGCAAAUAUUCGAGGCUGAAAUCUUUCGGUCGAAGUAAAAAUGGGUGGAGGACUCAGCGGGUCUCGAAAAAUCGCGAUCUCGAAACGCAAAGUCAAGUGCGGGGGAAAAUCUACAGCCUGUUGUUCCCGAAAUGUUCAACACCCUCAACCUCAAGUUACAGAGAAAUACGGGCAAGUCUGUCUCGCAAAUAAAAAUCGAAAUCAUGAUCGAUCGGGGAUAAAAAAUUGUUGCCGACCUCCGGAACCUAAAAUCCAAACGUUCGUUAAGAACGUUACGCCAGUCUCCUGCCAAACGUCCAUCGGAAGCGUCACGGGUGGCUCGGGAGUGAACGCCCACAGCCAUUACGAAAUUGUAAUAAAUUGCGGAAAUAAUUUGGAAAAAGGAGUGGAUUUUUUUGAAAGAAAUGCAUGCAGAGUCGACCACGAAGGAAGACGAGAUACCGUGGAAAUUGACCGGAAAAAUGUCCAACCGCACCUCCACGGUUACUUGAACGGCGUGCCGAUGAUUAUGGAAUUGUAUCAGCACAACGAUUCGCAAGAAAAUCCAGAUGACGUGACCAAGAAAAAUUUGGCGCCAAAUUCCCACCUCGAAUCAAGCGUGACCAAGGCAACGCCGUGCGACAAGGGGCAAAAAAGAUUCCGUUCGUCGGUUGGGAGACAAAAAUCGUCGGAUCGAAAGCCCGUGGAUCUAGAAAAUGGGAAUCGUAAGAAUCAGGGGACGAGUCCCAUGCGGAAAAUUAAAUCAGCGAAUACCUCGCCUUGCUCCUAUUCAAAAGAGUGCCUGAGCGAGGGCUACGAAUUUUCUAGUUCGAAAUGCAGUAGCGUGAAGCAUCAGUGCACGAAAAAAUGCGCGGAAAAAGAAAAAGCGGAAUUAUUAGCCGUUAAAAAUUCUGAUUCCGAUCGUAAGAAAAAUGAAAGGAAGAAACCGGAUAAGAAAAACGCGAAAUCGAGUAAAACUACAACCAAAAAGAAGGAGAGGAAACCCUGGAUCUCUCCGCCAAUACCAGCCCUAAAAUCCGAACCCCUCUCAGAUCCGUCUGCUGUUCCCAGGCAUAUCUGGUACGGAGAUAAAGCCUACGCUUACGUGGAUGAGGAACCUAAACCCAAAAAUACUUUCAACAGUGAAAAUACCGGGGGUAAAAGUCGGGGAAAAAAAGAAUCGAAAAAACGCGUGAGUCUUUAA
Messenger RNA from Athalia rosae (coleseed sawfly), 1298 nucleotides. RefSeq lists its product as uncharacterized. The record is from RefSeq and is a predicted model, not a curated record. NCBI's taxonomy places the organism in Eukaryota, Metazoa, Arthropoda, Insecta, Hymenoptera, Athaliidae. Bases 156 to 1298 code for a protein of 380 amino acids. The transcript is spliced from 5 exons.